Messenger RNA from Candoia aspera, 1119 nucleotides. RefSeq names its product SKI8 subunit of superkiller complex (gene SKIC8). The record is from RefSeq and is a predicted model, not a curated record. Gene Ontology annotation, molecular function: protein binding. The coding region runs from base 48 to 965 and encodes 305 amino acids. Gene Ontology annotation, cellular component: Cdc73/Paf1 complex. NCBI's taxonomy places the organism in Eukaryota, Metazoa, Chordata, Lepidosauria, Squamata, Candoiidae. The transcript is spliced from 10 exons.
CUCUUCUUCCAGGGCAUUUAUGUACGCGGCCAGUUUGUAAGAAAAAAAUGACUACUCAGUAUAGCAUUCUCUUCAAGCAAGAACAAGCGCACGACGAUGCAAUUUGGUCAGUUACGUGGGGCAAAAAUAGAAACGACGGCUCGGAGACCGUAAUCUCAGGCUCUCUGGAUGAUUUGGUGAAAGUCUGGAAAUGGAAUGAGGAAAAGCUAGACCUCAAGUGGACUUUAGAAGGUCAUCAGCUGGGUGUCGUUUCAGUGGAUAUUAGUCAUACCGGCACCAUUGCUGCGUCCAGCUCGUUGGAUGCUCACAUACGUAUUUGGGACCUGGACACUGGCAAACAGAUCAAGUCGAUAGAUGCCGGGCCAGUUGAUGCUUGGUCGCUGGCUUUUUCACCCGAUUCCCAGUAUGUUGCAACCGGAAGCCACAUAGGAAAAGUCAAUAUAUUUGGUGUUGAAACUGGAAAAAAGGAAUAUUCCUUGGACACUCGGGGGAAGUUCAUCCUAAGUAUUGCUUAUAGUCCAGAUGGAAAAUAUCUGGCCAGCGGAGCUAUUGACGGGAUUAUCAAUAUUUUUGAUAUCGCAACCGGGAAACUUCUCCACACGCUGGAAGGUCACGCGAUGCCUAUCCGUUCCUUGACGUUCUCUCCAGAUUCUCAGUUACUCGUCACCGCAUCAGAUGAUGGCUACAUCAAGAUAUACGAUGUACAGCAUGCCAACUUGGCAGGCACUCUGAGCGGUCAUGGAUCCUGGGUAUUGAAUGUAGCGUUUUGCCCUGAUGAUACCCAUUUUGUUUCCAGUUCAUCUGACAAAACGGUGAAAGUUUGGGACGUGCCUUCGAGGACCUGCGCCCACACCUUCUUUGACCAUCAAGAUCAGGUCUGGGGCGUGCAGUACAACGGGAACGGCUCAAAAAUCGUCUCUGUUGGGGAUGACCAAGAAAUACAUGUUUACGAUUGUCCCGUUUAAGAUUCGGCAGGCUGCUUGCAAUAGCUACGGAUGUCGGCCACGUCUGAAAGUAUUUUGAUACUCCGCUAUUUUUUUGGUCAUGAAAAAUCUUUAGAUGGAAUACUGAAAAUUAUUUAGGUGCGUGUUUUACUGUUUUUAUUAUUUUGAAGCUAAA